UUGAUAUUCGUAAUAAAAAUCGUAAUAUUAUUAAAACUUAUCUAUAAUUAAUGUGUUAAUGAUAACAGAAAGAACAAAAAUCACAACAAGUACAUAAACUGUAGAGCAACAUUGAAAAAAAAUCAGUAUACUGGUAUAAAGUAAUGUCCUCUUCCUCAAGUAAUAUUUCUCAGUCUACAUUCUCUACAUCCGAUCAAGAAACACCUCAUAAUACAGUGCAAAGGAUACAAAAUUUUGAUCAGUCAUUGAAUCAUGGUGACAUUGGACAUAGUAUAGAACAAUCUCUAAAAAAUGCACAGAAAGAAAUGCACCAAAAAAGAAUUCAAACAUUAAGAAAAGAAUUAGAAUAUCUUAAAAGCUCUGAGUGGAAGUAUGAUUAUGAAAAAGGUCACAUGCAAUAGUUUACCUUAACAAUACGAAGACUUAUAAAAAAUGAUUUCUACUAUCUUUGAUUUUUUUAAAUACAUAUUCAACAUAAAUAGCAACGAAAUUGAGACUGACGAAGAUAAAGAAAACUUUUUAGCUGAUGAGCUCUUACGAUUGGAAUUUGAGGAGGAAAAUAGAAAGCCAUGUACUUUUACUGAAACCAAUACCAUCCCAGAUGACGCAAAAUGUUUUCAGAGAAAUGGAAUAAUUACGGAUCAAGGAGAUGAUUAUGUUCUUAUCAAUGGAGACAUAUAUUAUGACACUUCAAAUUGUUCAUUAAAACUUAAUGUAGAUGACAAUAUUAUAUAUUUGGGGUAUAAGGAUCCAAAUGAGCGCACUGUAGUUGUCAGAAUCAUAGAAAAUAAAGGCUACCAUUGGGGUGAUGAUUUCCAAGAGGAGGAACAGAAGUUUGAUGUCAUCGAACAUAUUUUGGUGGGCCAAGUUAAAUUCAGACAGGAGCGUUUUGUUUUCAUCAACGAGAGUGACCUAAAAUUUAACUUAGAUGAUGUAGAAGGAACAUUUGUACCUAUACAGGGUGAUUGGAUUGAAAUAAAGUCAAUUGUUCAGAAAAACAAUAAUAAACCCUCAGAUAUAUCAGCAAACCAGGUGUUAAAAGUAAUGUCAUUCAAAGCACUGAGAACUAAAAUAAAAAGUGCUACAGUAACAGAACAUUUUGGAGAAUAUGGCACUUGUAAUAAAAACAUUUACUUCAAUAAAGACUCCAUUGUGGAUGGAGUGGAGAUUCAAAAGGGUUCCAAGGUUAUGGUUGAAGCCGUUGAAAGUACUCAAGGUCAUUGUGUGUGGAGAGCUCUUAAAGUUUUGUUACUAGACAAUAAUAGUGUUGUCACCGGCCAAAUUACUCCAGAUGAAACAGAGCCUAAUGAUGAGGACCACCUUAAGGUUGAAAAAGAUAAAAACAUUGAAGUCACUUAUCCUAUCAAAUUCUGCCUCAACAUGAACAAAACUGAUACCACUCAAUUAAAAAUAACUAACAAAAGCAAACAAACUUAUGUUAUGAAUAAAUGGAUUAUAUUGGGCAAAAAGAGAGAUUCUCAAAUAAAUGUGAAGCCAUUCUUGAAUUCCCCAGUGAGAAUUGAAUCUGGAAAUACUUUCGUGUUUUCAGUUGAAUGUACCCCAAAAUUCUUUGGCACUACGAGAGAAACAUUUAUUUUACUAUUUAGAGGAUUUCAGGUAAAGAGGAUUAUAGAAAUAGAUGUGGUUAAUGAUUUUAGUAUUGGCAACAUUAAUGAAAACAGUAUUGGUUUAUCUGAAUCUCAAAAAGUUGACAAUAUGCAAAAUAUCAGACAAAAAGAUCCCACAUUUGUUCCUGGAGUAAAAAGUUUAAGAAGUUGUAACUUUAUAGCUGUUAGAAUAGGCAAUUUCCCGAUACCUGAUAAAAUCUGGUCUGUUCUGCUGGGAGAUCCAAAUGAUGAAAAUUUUGGCAAUCGUUAUGAAAAGACUUUAUCAAGAAUCGAUCAUUAUUUGCCAUGUCUUAAUCAAGAGCUAAAUGUAUUUAACUAUACGGACAUAUGGCAUACAUUGUUGUAUAUGGAAGAAAUCGAAGCAAAUAUUAAUAUGCGAGUUUAUGACAAAAGUAAUAUAUUUUUGUUAAAAUAUCAGGACUACCUGGGUAUCGAAAUUCCUGGACUCGCCGAGAGAAGACCUUCAUUGAUCAAAGGAGACAGGGCACUAGUAAAAGAUGCUUGGGAUAAGGAAGCCCGUCAAUAUGAAGGUUUUGUCCAUGAAAUAAGAGGAAAUUUAGUGCUUAUGAAAUUUAACCCUCAAUUUCAGAGCAGUUACAGCGGCAGUGAUGUUUCAAUUGAAUUCCACUUCUCCAGAACAAUUUACAGGCGAGCACACCAUUCUAUUAACCUUGCAAUAUCUAACCUCGGUUCGGAUAUUUUGUUUCCGUCUAAAUUAAAAUUACGACUGCCGCAAGUAACAGAUGAGGCAAUAGAAAAUAUCAAAUGGUAUAAUAACAAUCUUAACAGUAAUCAAAAGGCAGCAGUAACUAAUAUACUUAGAGGAGAAUGUCGCCCUCUGCCUUAUAUCAUAUUUGGUCCUCCAGGGACUGGAAAAACAAUCACUGUCAUAGAAACAGUCCUGCAAAUAUUAACACAAAUUCCAGAAAGUCGGAUCUUGAUUGCCACUCCAUCUAACAGUGCCUCCAAUUUAGUCACAGAAAGGCUGAUUAAAUAUAAAGAUUCAUUCUCUGGUUCUGUUGUGAGGAUAAUCGCUAAUUAUUUAGUCGAUUCGGAUACAAUUCCUGAAGCAAUAAAACCAUUUUGUGCUACAAUAGAUAUAUCUGCUGAAAACUCUGCAAAGUCUAAACACACAGUGAAAGAUAAUAUGAAUUUGUCUUGCCAAAAAUCUUUUAUCGGUCGCCAUAGAGUAACUAUAGGCACAUGCAACUCGCUCGGCGCAAUGAAACACUGGGACCUACCAAGAGGACAUUUCACUCACAUCAUAGUAGAUGAAGCUGGACAAGCGACCGAGCCAGAAAUAAUGGUACCUCUGACAUUUACUGACAAAGAGUAUGGGCAAAUUAUUCUUGCAGGUGAUCCCAUGCAACUGGGACCAGUUGUUGUGUCAAAAUACUGUAAAGAAUAUUUCAUGGAUGAGUCAUAUUUAUGCAGAAUUCUACAAACAUUUCCCUAUCUGAAGGACAAAGAUGCUUUUAAAAAUGGUUUUGAUGAUAGACUAGUGACAAAGCUCAAUGAUAAUUAUAGGUCUUUGGAAGAAGUUUUGAAACUACCCAGUGAAAUGUUUUAUGAUGGCUCACUUGUUGUCAAAAUGGUGAAAGAUAUUUCAGAAAUAAUGAGGCUCAAAAAAGCUACGUCUAGCAUUUUCCAGUUACCAGAUAUUAAUGAUGGUGGUGGUAUUUUUGUUUAUGGCAUUAAUGGAACUAAUACCCGAGCUGAGGAUAGUCCAUCUUGGUAUAACCCUCAAGAAGCAUCUAUGGUCGCUUUAACAGCUUGUAAGUUGUAUAAGAAUGAUGUGAUUGCGGAUGAAAUUGGUAUUAUUACUCCAUAUAUUGCACAGGUCAAAUACCUACGACUACUUUUCGAUUCCAUGGGACUACCCCGACCAAAAAUUGGUACAGUUGAAGAAUUUCAGGGACAAGAAAGACCUAUCAUACUUAUAUCUACUGUAAGGUCGGCAGAAUCACAUCUGUUAGAAGAUUUGAAACAUGCUUUAGGUUUUCUGAGAAACCCUAAACGAUUGAACGUAGCAAUCACGAGAGCUCAAAUAUCAGUUAUAUUAUUUUGUAAUCCAUAUCUACUCACUAAAGAUAGACUGUGGAAUAAUGUUAUAGGUUACUCAAUUUCACAAAACAAGUAUAUGGGCUGUAAAUUGCCACUAGAGUACUCCAGUGUGACUGUGAAUGAAGAAUUAUAAUAAAGAAAGUUU
Messenger RNA from Aricia agestis (brown argus), 3837 nucleotides. RefSeq names its product probable RNA helicase armi (gene armi). The transcript is spliced from 6 exons. NCBI's taxonomy places the organism in Eukaryota, Metazoa, Arthropoda, Insecta, Lepidoptera, Lycaenidae. Gene Ontology annotation, molecular function: helicase activity. The coding region runs from base 433 to 3825 and encodes 1130 amino acids. The record is from RefSeq and is a predicted model, not a curated record.